CAAACCCAUUAUGUUGGUUUUGUCAUGACACGGCUCAAUUUUGAUUCUUUUAUUUUUAGUUAGUUCAUUAUAUAAAGAUUAUAUGAAGAUGCAGUGGUACAUUCUUAUACUAGUAUUUGGUAUUGGGAUACAGCAUGGUCAAUGUCAAGAUAUAUAUGAUCUCAAGAAUCUCAAAGAACAACUUUUCGUAACAGAUGGAUAUGAUUCGAAACUCAGACCUGUCUACAACCAAACCAGUGCAAUAGAUGUUUGGGUCCACCUGUACUUAGUGUCAAUCCAUGAGUUAAAUGAGGCAACCGAGACGUUGAAGAUAUCAGCGUAUCUGUGGAUCACGUGGUAUGAUGAAUUUUUGGUAUGGAAUUCUACCGCUUACGGCGGUAUCGAACAAUUAUAUAUCCCACAGGGGGAUGUAUGGAAACCGGAUGUGGCACUGCGAAACUCAGUCAAACAGUUCAAAGAACUUGGAGUAACGUCACUGAAUGUGCAUGUCGAUACGGAUGGCUUGGUCCAAUGGUAUCCUUUUGAGGUUUUUGAGACGUCUUGUUCUGUAGACAUCACGUAUUUUCCAUUUGAUACCCAGGAAUGCAUGAUCAUGUUUGUACCUUGGAGUUAUGGUUCCAGCGAUCUACAUAGUCAUUCACUAAUUCACUUGAUAAGUAAAAAGCUUGCAAUUGUAUAUCUUUUAUAUAUCCUUCAGGUUGCAAUAAAGAGUGAUGCGGAUGGCAUUGUUUUGCGUGAUUACGAGGCAAACUCAGCCUGGGACGUCGUAAACACAGGUUACUAUUUUACUUCCGCUUCUGGAGAUUCCACCGUCGUAUUCACCAUCAAACUGAGAAGAAAACCACAAAACGUCCUUCUCUCAGUGAUAUUACCAAUAAUGAUGUUGGCAAUUCUUAACUUAUUUGUAUUUGUGUUACCUUGCGAGUGUGGCGAAAAGGCCAGCUAUGCAAUAACGGUCUUCUUGGCGUUUGCUGUAUUUCUGACAAUAGUUUCUGCAUCUUUUCCCGAAAAUUCUGAAACGGUUGCUAUAUUCUCCGUUUAUCUUAUCAUCCAGACGCUACAGAGCACGAUAAUAACUUUGAUUGCCUUGGCUCUUACCCGAUUUCUUUCGUUUGAUAGCCUAGGAACACCUGUUCCAAAUAUGUUACAAAAGCUGCUAAAGCUCCUAACCUUGCCAAGCUGUUGUAAGAAACCCUGCAAAGAGACUCAGGUUGAAGACAUCAAGGUUGUUGAGGUUAAAGAGGGGCCAACAGGGAAUGACGGUGAAGGGCAAGAUGACGAUGAUAAACCUCAGUACAAUACAUGGAAACAAGCCGUUGAUAAGCUGGAUUUUGUAUUCUUUUUAUUCUUUACUUUUGUCCUUGUUAUGUCAACUUUAAUUCUCUUUGUCAUAGCUGCCACACACAAAAAUUAAAGACUCUAACACAGAUCGAUCAACAUCGAUCGAACACUUGUUAUAUGUCUGUACCACUUUGUAUAUGUGAUUAUUUUAUAUAUUCAGACUACGACAUAGACAACAAGACCAAAGUU
Messenger RNA from Ruditapes philippinarum (Manila clam), 1530 nucleotides. RefSeq names its product acetylcholine receptor subunit beta-like 1. Bases 83 to 1414 code for a protein of 443 amino acids. NCBI's taxonomy places the organism in Eukaryota, Metazoa, Mollusca, Bivalvia, Venerida, Veneridae. The record is from RefSeq and is a predicted model, not a curated record. Gene Ontology annotation, biological process: signal transduction; nervous system process; monoatomic ion transmembrane transport. Gene Ontology annotation, molecular function: transmembrane signaling receptor activity; neurotransmitter receptor activity; extracellular ligand-gated monoatomic ion channel activity. The transcript has 6 exons. Gene Ontology annotation, cellular component: synapse; membrane; neuron projection.